AUGCUUCCGAACCCACGCCAAGAGUCCACGCUUAGCGACAUCCGCGAAAUGCGCGUGUCCAAGUCCACCAAGGCUAGCUACAAGAGUGACUUGAACCAAAUCAAGAAGUUGAUCCCGGGUGCCCUCGCAGGGUAUCGUUCGGCGAUCAAGGAUCAAUUCAAACGCGAAAGCCUGGAAGUCCCCCCUCAGUACGAAAGCGAUGUGAAGGAUGUAUUUCAAGGUGGCAUCAAAGAGUCUGGCAAACGCAAGCACAACUCGUACUCAACUAUCAACGGGUUUUCAAAUGCGAUGAAGCAUAUAUACAAAGAGGAGGGAAGCACUCCUGACGACGAGGCGGCCAUCCGAUUCCAGAAGGAAAAGCCCCACUAA
Messenger RNA from Aphanomyces astaci, 369 nucleotides. RefSeq lists its product as hypothetical. The transcript has 4 exons. The record is from RefSeq and is a predicted model, not a curated record. The coding region runs from base 1 to 369 and encodes 122 amino acids. NCBI's taxonomy places the organism in Eukaryota, Oomycota, Saprolegniomycetes, Saprolegniales, Verrucalvaceae.